AUGCAUCCGCCCCUCUCAGAGCACAAGCAUCCAGGCUGCUACGACCUCAUUCUUGCUCUCGAAGAAUGCCAUAAAGCAGGUCUCUGGGCCAAAUUCGGUGGGGCAUGCAAUGAACACAAGGAAGCCCUGACGCUCUGUCUACGUGCUGAGCGACUUGCCAACCAGAGAGAAAAUCAACGCAAGGCCAAGGCGAGAAAUGCAAAAGCACAGGCAGCCUGGAAAGUCAUUGAUGACGAAUCUUAA
This is a messenger RNA of Protomyces lactucae-debilis, 243 nucleotides long. RefSeq lists its product as uncharacterized. The transcript has 2 exons. The coding region runs from base 1 to 243 and encodes 80 amino acids. Gene Ontology annotation, cellular component: mitochondrion. Lineage: Eukaryota; Fungi; Ascomycota; Taphrinomycetes; Taphrinales; Protomycetaceae. The record is from RefSeq and is a predicted model, not a curated record.